UAUCUGUUGUUCCACUGUAAAUGCUGAAUCUCAUACUGUAUAUGAUGUAGGAUGAAGAACACUGUGUUACUGUGUGUGCCACAUUCCCUGGGGAUCCUAAUCUCUCUCGCUCUCUCUCUCUCUCUCCCUCUGUUCACCAGCUCUUCUCCCUCCCCCUCCUUUCUGCUCCUCCUCCACCUCUCCCUCCUCGUCCUCUUGCUCUCUCUCUCUGUCUGUCAGUGCUGCAUUGAUAGUGCUGCCUCCCUCAGUGAUGAUGUCACUGGCUCAGUCAGGCUCAGCAUCACUGCUCUAAGCAGCCAGCAGAGCCAUUUUGGCUUCUGCAUUACAGACAACGUCAAGUCUUCUCCUUUAAAAAGCCUCCUCCCUGAUCAAGCAGGCUCCACCGAGCAUCCAGAUACCCCUUUCCCCCUCCCUCUCCCUCAGACCUGACUCUCCAUCGGGGGAUUGAGGACACAGGAGGUUUUCUUAGAUUUGUCCCAGAACUAGACCUCUGGGAGCAAAUCAACAGAUCUAUAGUGUAGUAAAGAGCUCAGGAGACAAAUACAGCACUGUAAAGGUGUGUGUCUGUUGGUGUGGGCAGUGGGAGCCAUAAGUAGGCGCCAUGGCGGGGGCCUCGGUGAAGGUAGCGGUGCGGGUUCGCCCCUUCAACUCACGGGAGAUGAGCAAAGAGAGCAAGUGCAUCAUCCAGAUGUCAGGAAACACAACCACUAUCAUCAACCCCAAAGUACCCAAAGAAACUAAGAGCUUCAAUUUUGAUUAUUCUUACUGGUCACAUACCUCGCCAGAGGACAUCAACUAUGCGUCUCAGCAGCAAGUCUACAGGGACAUUGGCGAGGAGAUGCUGCUCCAUGCCUUUGAGGGCUACAACGUAUGCAUUUUUGCAUACGGCCAGACCGGUGCUGGCAAAUCAUAUACUAUGAUGGGUAAACAAGAAACGGACCAGCAAGGAAUAAUCCCACUGCUGUGUGAAGAUCUCUUCACCAAGAUCAAUGACAGCAAUACUGACAACAGCAUGUCUUAUUCCGUAGAGGUGAGCUACAUGGAGAUUUACUGUGAGCGCGUACGGGACCUGCUGAACCCCAAAAACAAAGGGAACCUGCGUGUGAGAGAACACCCACUAUUAGGCCCAUAUGUGGAAGAUCUAUCCAAACUUGCUGUCAUGUCCUACAAUGACAUUCAAGACCUGAUGGACUCAGGAAAUAAGGCCAGGACGGUGGCUGCCACCAACAUGAACGAAACAAGCAGUCGUUCUCAUGCUGUCUUCAACAUCAUCUUCACACAGAGGAGGCACGAUGCAGAGACAGACAACACGUCUGAGAAGGUCAGCAAGGUCAGUCUGGUGGAUUUAGCUGGCAGUGAAAGAGCAGACUCCACUGGAGCCAAAGGCACUCGGCUCAAGGAGGGAGCAAACAUAAACAAAUCCCUCACCACACUAGGGAAAGUCAUUUCAGCAUUGGCUGAGGUGGAUUCUGGAUCAAACAAGAACAAGAAGAAAAAGAAGGUGGAAAAUUUUAUCCCAUACAGAGAUUCUGUACUUACAUGGUUGCUUCGAGAAAAUUUAGGUGGAAAUUCUCGCACUGCCAUGGUAGCUGCUCUCAGUCCUGCAGACAUCAACUAUGACGAGACUCUCAGCACACUCAGGUACGCAGACAGGGCCAAGCAGAUCCGCUGUAACGCUGUCAUUAAUGAGGACCCCAACAACCGGCUGGUGCGUGAGCUGAAGGAUGAGGUGUCACGCCUGAAAGAGCUCCUCUAUGCCCAGGGCUUGGGUGACAUCAUUGAAACAUAUCGUGGUCCAGUUGAUGACAAUGCUGGUUUGGAUUUGAAAUACUUUUCUGAUUACAAGAACAAUAACAAUACUGGCCAAGCUGUCAAUGAAAGGGGUGAUCUCUCCGCAGUGACCAAUGCCAUGACAGGGAUGAGUCCCUCCCCCUCUCUCUCCGUCCUGUCCAGUCGUGCUGGAUCCAUUAACAGCCUGCAUGACCGCAUCAUGUUCAGCCCUGGAAGUGAAGAGGCUAUUGAGAGGCUCAAGGAAACAGAGAAAAUCAUUGCUGAGCUCAAUGAAACAUGGGAGGAGAAGCUUCGCCGUACCGAGGCCAUCAGGAUGGAAAGAGAGGCCCUGCUUGCUGAGAUGGGUGUAGCCAUGAGGGAAGAUGGAGGCACUGUUGGCGUCUUUUCACCCAAAAAGACUCCUCAUCUGGUGAACUUGAAUGAAGAUCCUCUGAUGUCUGAGUGUCUCCUUUACUACAUUAAAGAUGGAAUCACCAGGGUGGGGAGAGAGGAUGCAAUGACAAGGCAGGACAUUGUCCUCAGUGGACACUUCAUAAAGGACGAGCACUGUAUUUUCACUAGCAGUGCAGGACCUAUGGGAGAAGUCAUUCUGGAGCCGAGUGAAGGCGCUGAGACCUACGUCAAUGGGAAGAAAGUGACAGAGCCCACGGUCCUCAAAUCUGGGAACCGCAUCAUCAUGGGGAAGAGCCAUGUGUUCCGCUUCAACCACCCGGAGCAGGCGAGGCAGGAGCGGGAGAGGACUCCAUGUGCCGAGACGCCGGCUGAGCCUGUGGACUGGGCCUUUGCUCAGAGAGAGCUGCUAGAGAAACAGGGCAUUGACAUGAAACAGGAGAUGGACCAGAGACUUCAGGAGCUGGAGGACCAGUACCGCAAAGAGAGGGAGGAGGUCAAUAAUCUUCUGGAGCAACAGAGACUAGAUUAUGAGAGCAAGUUGGAGGCCUUGCAAAAGCAGGUUGAUCGUUACUAUCCUGAAGCAGCAGAGGAAGAAUACGAACCUGACGAGGAAGUGCAAUGGACUGAGAGGGAGACCGAGCUGGCGAUGUGGGCUUUCAGAAAGUGGAGGUGUUACCAGUUUACCUCUCUCAGAGACCUUCUCUGGGGCAAUGCCAUCUUCCUCAAAGAGGCCAAUGCCAUUAGUGUGGAGCUCAAAAAGAAGGUGCAGUUUCAGUUUGUGUUGCUGACCGACACACUGUACUCUCCGCUUCCUCCUGACUUACUGCCUUCUGAUGUGAAUAAAGAGCGUGAGAAAAGCCCAUUUCCCCGCACCAUCGUGGCCGUGGAGGUGCAGGACCAGAAAAAUGGAGCCACGCAUUACUGGACCCUGGAGAAGCUCAGGCAGCGUUUGGACCUGAUGAGGGAGAUGUAUGACCGAGCUGCAGAGGUUCCCAGCAAUGCCACAGAGGAGUGUGACAGUGUGCUGACAGGAGGAGACCCUUUCUACGACCGCUUCCCUUGGUUCCGCCUGGUUGGGAGCAACCUACUAUUCACCUCAUGCCUUAGUGAGCAAGCGAAAGACCCCAUCGCCUCCCCGACCCUCUCUGAUCCCACCGAGACCACUGAACCCACCGAGCUCAUCCAGUCACGGCACUGCAGGGGGCUCGGGGCAGAGCUGGACGACUUCACAGAUGAGCUCUUGUCGGAUGAGCUGUGUUCUGAGCUCGGUGAUGAAGACGAUGACGUUUAUAAGGAUGAUGAGAAGGGGCUUUGCAGAAACUCCGGCGAGGCGGAGGACCCGUUUUAUGACCGCAGUCCUUUGUUCAGUGUAGUGGGAAGGGCCUUUGUGUAUCUGAGUAAUCUGCUGUACCCUGUGCCCCUGGUACAUCGAGUAGCCAUUGUGAGCGAGAAGGGUGAGGUCAAGGGUUUCCUGCGUGUAGCAGUGCAGGCAAUAUCAGCUGAUGAGGAGGCACCCGAUUAUGGCUCAGGUGUGCGGCAGUCUGGAACAGCCAAGAUCUCCUUUGAGGACCAGCAGUUUGAAAAGUUCCAAUCAGAGUCCUGCCCAGACGGUCUCUCCCGCUCUGGACUUUCCCAGGAGGAGCUGCGGAUCGUGGAGGGUGAGGGACAGAAUGCAGAGAUGGUGCCAUCUGCCGAUGAAGUCAACAACAACACCUGUGCAGCUGACCCAGAAGAUCCGGAGAGCACUGUGAAAGACGGUGUUCUGGACGGUGCUUUGGACCACCUAAAGAUCGGAGAGCUCUUUACCUUCAGAGUCACCGUGCUCCAAGCAUCCAGCAUCUCUGCCGAGUAUGCAGACAUCUUCUGCCAGUUUAAUUUUAUCCAUCGGCACGACGAGGCGUUUUCCACAGAGCCGCUGAAAAACACUGGGCGAGGUCCACCACUGGGCUUCUAUCAUGUGCAGAACAUUGCAGUGGAGGUCACUAAGUCUUUUGUGGAGUACAUAAGGACCCAGCCAAUCGUGUUUGAAGUGUUUGGUCACUAUCAGAAACAGCCCUUUCCUCCACUGUGCAAGGACCUAAUCAGCCCAUUGCGUCCAUGCAGAAGACAGUUCCCAAGAGUCAUGCCUCUAUCCAAACCAGUACCUGCUACUAAACUGACGACUCUCACACGACCCACAGCCGGACCUUGCCACUGUAAAUACGACCUAAUGGUAUUGUUUGAGAUCUGCGAGCUGGAGGCCAAUGGAGACUACAUCCCUGCUGCAGUGGACCACAGAGGUGGAAUGCCCUGUCAGGGCACCUUCCUGUUACACCAGGGAAUCCAAAGAAGAGUGACAGUGACUAUAGUGCACGAGACAGGGGGUGACAUUAAUUGGAAAGAGGUUCGUGAGCUGGUUGUAGGCCGCAUUCGAAGCGCACCAGAAGCAGAUGAGACUAUCAUCGACCCCAACAUCCUGUCCCUUAACAUCCUGUCUGCUGGAUACAUCCAGCCAACUCCAGAUGACAGGCAGUUUCUUGAUUCGGACAUGCCUAGCAUUUCCUUGGGAAUUGAUCCUAGGACAUUCUACCGCUUUGAAGCUGCCUGGGAUUCAUCCAUGCACAACUCACUCUUGUUGAACCGAGUGACUCCAUAUGGGGAGAAAAUCUAUAUGACUUUGUCUGCUUACUUGGAGAUGGAGAACUGCACACAACCUACAGUAAUAACCAAAGACUUCUCCAUGGUGUUUUAUUCCCGAGAUGCGAAGCUUUCAGCCUCACGCUCCAUCAGGAACUUGUUCAGCAGCGGGAGCUUGAGGCCAUCCGAAGGAAACCGAAUCACUGGAGUGUAUGAGCUCAGUCUGUGCCACCUGGCAGAUGCAGGCAGCCCAGGGAUGCAGCGGAGGCGCAGGCGGGUGUUGGACACAUCCGUGGCGUAUGUGCGAGGGGAGGAGAAUUUGGCUGGAUGGAGGCCCCGCAGUGACAGCCUCAUCCUGGACCAUCAGUGGGAGCUGGAGAAGCUCAGCCUCCUGCAGGAGGUGGAGAAAACCAGGCACUACCUCCUCCUGAGGGAGAAGCUGGAGUCCACCCUGCUGUUGGGCCAGGAAUUGCCGCUGUCCUGCGUGUGUGAAGAUCUGACUGAGUCCUCCUCCCCCUCCAAACACCUGGGGCAGGGUCAUGACCCUGACGCUGAACCCGGGCAUGAAAUAACCAACGAGAGGCAGCGCAAGCUUGCCGCCAAGUGUUUGCGUUUGCUUACUCACACCUUCAACAGAGACUACAGUCAUGUGUGUGUGAGUGCCAGUGAGAGCAAGCUGAGUGAGAUGUCUGUAACUCUGAUGAGAGAUUCUAUCUCUAUCUCUGACAUCAACACACUCACACCCUCCUCCACUUGUCCCUCACUGGUGGAGGGACGCUACAACAGCAACACUGAGCUCAGACCUCCAGCACCUCGCUCCCGUGCUGUGAGCCCCAAUCGAGGCUCUACAUCUGAUGGCGAGGGCAAGAAGUCCCCCAGUGGAGCUCCAGAGUCCAAAUCAAGGACCCAUACAUUUGUCCCUGACAUUCAGGAGAUCCGUGUCAGCCCAAUAGUAUCGAAAAAGGGCUAUCUGCACUUCUUGGAGCCACACACUAACGGCUGGGUGAAGCGCUACGUGGUGGUGCGCCGGCCGUACGUCUACAUCUACAAUUCAGAGAGAGACACGGUGGAGAGAGCCAUCCUCAACCUGUCCUCUGCACAAGUGGAGUAUAGUGAGGACCAGCAGGCCAUGCUGAAGACUCCCUACACAUUCGCUGUGUGCACAGAGCAUCGUGGGAUACUUCUGCAAGCCGGCAAUGACAAAGAGAUGCAUGACUGGCUGUAUGCAUUUAACCCUCUCCUUGCUGGCUCCAUCAGGUCCAAACUCUCCAGAAGAAGAGCAGCACAGAUGAGGCUUUGAGAGGACAAAAACAACAGAGCCCACAAACACAAAAAAAAAAGACUAUCCCUGUAAAUAGAGUCCUCAGUUCCUGUGCCCAGUCCCGU
This is a messenger RNA of Ictalurus furcatus (blue catfish), 6186 nucleotides long. RefSeq names its product kinesin family member 1Aa (gene kif1aa). Gene Ontology annotation, biological process: microtubule-based movement. Lineage: Eukaryota; Metazoa; Chordata; Actinopteri; Siluriformes; Ictaluridae. The record is from RefSeq and is a predicted model, not a curated record. Gene Ontology annotation, molecular function: microtubule binding; ATP binding; microtubule motor activity. Bases 602 to 6100 code for a protein of 1832 amino acids. The transcript is spliced from 51 exons.